GCCACGUAAGCAGUGCCACAUCAGCAGUGUCACGUCAGACACAGUGCCACAUCAGACAAAGUGCCACGUCAGCAGUACCACGUCAACAACAUGACGGGCCUGCCAGGCCAACUGCCCAACGAGUCCCUUGCAACCUACAAGCAGCGGUUCCAGACUCAGAUAGAGGCUGAGGAACAACGGCAUGAAGCCAACAACAUCGAUAGACUCAAGUUCUGGCAUUUCGAACCGAACGGCGACGAGGUAACACCGGAAGAGAAACACAAGGAGUUCCUCUCCAAACUCGUGACAAGGUUGUUGUACGCUUGCAACUACCAACGGUCAGAGUUGGAGAGACAGUACCAGGACCUGACACAACAACAUCAGGAGUUGGCAAAGCUCCGCCGCAUGGUGCAGAGCCACGAGGAUGCAACUCGGGCACUCAAUGCUCGAUUGCUGGACCUGGAACAGGCUGUACCAAGACCAGUUGUUGGGGCUUCCAGCAGUGCACCCUCUAGCCGCCAACUGGAGGACCGCGUUGACCAUGUAGUGGCAAUGCUCGACGACAUCAGCACUUUCGCUGCGCCGACCACCACCAUCUGCAGUCAGCUGCAUACAUUGAAGACCGAGGUCCAGCAGCUGCAGACGACGAACGCGGAUGGCAACCCGAAGAUGUAUAAGAUGCCAACCUUCAAUCUGGAGAGGUUCGACGACUACACGCAACAGGAUCCGAUCCUUUGGUGGGAAGCAUUCACAACGCAACUCAGGAUUCUGCCCGUAGCCAAGCAUGCGUACAUCGGCGCCCUGUUCCUGAACUCAAAGGGCGGAUGCCAGACCUGGUUGAGCCACCUGGCAACCUCCCACGCCGUCGACGUACCAGACUUGAAGGACAAAAUCACAUGGGAGGAACUGACACGGCUGUGGAAGAAGCGGUUCAUCGUCGACGACGCGUCGGCACUCGCCAUCAACCGUUUGUUCACCAUGUCACAGGGCAACACUGCAACACGGGACUGGCUCACAGAGUGGUUGAAGAUUGCGGCAGUGCCCAAUCUGGACCUGCCUUUCACUCAUCUCAGACGUGAGUUCUACAACAGAUCCUGUGCGGCAUUGAGCGAGGCUCUUGGUGAUCGCGAGCAGUACUCAGCCUUCGCUGAAAUCAUUGACAAGGCGAGGGAGAUCAUCAAGACCAACAGAUCAGCUGCACACGAGAAGUCAACAUGGCAGCCGACCUAUGUGGAGAAGGUACGAACUGGUCCGCCACAGCAGCACUUUGCUGCAGUCCAGCAGGACAGUGGAGAUAACCCAGCAGCCACUCCAGCAUCAAGUGACGAAGAUCAGGUGGCUGUUGUCCAGCCGCGAAGCAGCAACAAGUCCCGCAACAAUGGGAAGGCGAAAUCCGCAUCGCAGGCCGGAAAUGGACAGCCAGUACAAAUUCCGCCGCCUCUAGCGGCCUCCUGCAAAUCUGGGGAGGAUGCGAAUGUCGCAAGUCCUUGGUAUACUUACGAGGAUUAUGCUGCCUACUUGGUUCCACUGCUGGACCAACCGCUCCACGUGCAACAAUCCACCGCAUGCAUGGUUUCAUCACCAUCGGCAACCGAUUCGGCAGCUUCGCCGCAACCUAUCGCCGGGGAUUCGACGUCAUGGUCAAGACUUGAUGAGCUCGAUCCGUUGACGUUCACGGACUUCCAAUGGAUGCCCGUUCCCUCGACCGGACAAUUGUCGAAACCGCAUUGCAAUGUGCUCAUGGCACAACUGCGGGACUUCUUGCACACUGCAGUACCAGCUCCGUUGAUGGACGCCGGAGUAGAGGUUGUCGACCUUCACGCUUACAUCGCGAAGAUCGACCGCGAGUUCAAGACGCAACGGUACGACGACAUCGACGCACCAUUGCUAUACGUACGCAUUCAGAUUGGAAAGGCGACCUGCUGUGCCUUGAUCGAUUGCGGAGCGUCUCGCAACUACAUCAGCCAAGACUUCAUGGUGCGCGCCGGCCUUGGCCCACUCGUCCGGAGGAAGUCCCAGCCUACGCAAGUCACGUCGGCGGACGGUCACACGCACAAGUCAAUCGACCGGUGCAUUGACAACGUCCCAAUGUACUUUGCCCCUUACGCAAGUGAGGCGGUGUCCUUUGACAUUCUGGACACCAAAUUUGACAUGAUCUUGGGCAUGUCAUGGCUGCGAAGUGAGGAUCACCCGGUGAACUUCUUCCACCGCACCGUUCACAUUCGUGAUCGGAACGGAGUACUAGUUCCAUGCAAGGUGCCUUUUCCUCAUCCUUCGAUCAGCUGCCACGUGGUAUCCACCGCAAGCAUGCGAGCUUCCACCAUCAGAGACGACAUCGAGGAGAUGAGGGUGUGUUUUCUCCACGCCCUCCCGCCCCAUGACGCUUCAUCAGCGGACUCACCUUCGGAUCCAUGCAUCACCGAACUUCUCGACGCCUACAGCGACGUGUUCGAAGGCCCGCACGGGGUACUACCGGAUCGACCCAUCCGCCAUUAGAUCAUCCUAGAGGACGGGGCCGUACCUCCGCUCGAUUGCAUCUACCGAAUGAGCGAGGAAGAGUUAAGUGUGUUCCGCACACAACUCGACGACCUUCGAGAGAAAGGCUGGAUUCGGCCUAGCUCAUCGUCAUACGGUGCUCCUGUUCUCUUCGUCCGGAAGAAGAACAAGGACCUGCGGUUGUGCAUCGAUUAUCGCAAGCUCAACGCGCAGACGAUCAGGAACGCCGACCCUCUCCCACACAUCAAUGACCUUCUCGAGCGAUUGGGCGGCGCCCAGUUUUUCUCUUAGCUGGAUCCCAAGUCAGGGUACCACCAACUCGAGAUUCGCAAGGAGGAUCGCUACAAGACCGCGUUCAAGACACGG
This is a messenger RNA of Chara braunii, 2841 nucleotides long. The record is from the annotation of a GenBank genome assembly. Lineage: Eukaryota; Viridiplantae; Streptophyta; Charophyceae; Charales; Characeae.